Beta vulgaris subsp. vulgaris (sugar beet) is the source of this 1401-nucleotide messenger RNA. RefSeq lists its product as uncharacterized. The coding region runs from base 1 to 1401 and encodes 466 amino acids. The record is from RefSeq and is a predicted model, not a curated record. Lineage: Eukaryota; Viridiplantae; Streptophyta; Magnoliopsida; Caryophyllales; Amaranthaceae. Gene Ontology annotation, molecular function: RNA-DNA hybrid ribonuclease activity; nucleic acid binding. The transcript has a single exon.
AUGGCAAAUCCACAAUCAAAGGCACUCAUCACCUCAUGCAUCCGAAAAAGAAUCGGAAACGGGCUUGACUCAUUUUUUUGGCACGACACUUGGAUUGGUGAAGUCCCCCUCAAAGUCAGGUGCCCCAGAUUAUAUUUGAUCGCAAACUCGAAAAAUGCUACGGUUGCUGAAAAUUGCUUUUGGGACGGACUUGGAUGGAAAUGGACUCUAAUAUGGAGGCGAAAUCUGCGGCCGCAAGACAUGGUGGAGCACCAGGCGCUUCAUCAAUCUCUCUCACAAGUUCAUCUCUCCCCCCAAGAUGAAGAUUCCUUCUCAUGGUCGCCUCAUAAAAAAGGAUGGUUCUCAGUUAAAUCCUUUUGUUUCGAACUGGCUAAAUCAGAUGCUCAUUGCCCUAAUUCGGUGGUUCCGGGAAUUUGGCGGGGAUUAGUCCCCCAUAGAGUGGAGAUCUUCACCUGGCUUGCAUUAUUAAGGAAGCUCAAUACAAAGGACCGUUUAGUCCGAUUGGGCAUUAUUGAUGUUGCACUUUCUCACUGUGUCUUCUGUAAUGCAUCCCAAGAGUCGUGCGAUCAUAUUUUUUUGCAAUGUCCGAUGGCUUGGUCCUUGUGGAGUUGGUGGCUCUCGGUUUGGAAUGUUCACUGGUCCUUUCCUUCAUCCCCUCGAGAAGCUUUUGAUCAAUGGACUCCACCGAAAAAGGGUAGGUUCUUCAAAAAAAUCUGGGCCGCAAGCUUUCUCAUCAUUAUGUGGACAUUAUGGAAGGAAAGAAAUAGCCGAUGCUUCGAGAAUAAUUUUAGUUCACUGGCUCAACUCCAAGACCUGGUCAUUCUUCGCCUAUGUUGGUGGAUCAAGGGAUGGGAUGACCCAUUCCCUUAUGGGCCGAAUGAAGUGCUAAUCUACCCUCAAUGUCUGGACUGGUCUUCGGCAGUUUCCUCAUCUCACAUUCCCAAAGCUCCAGUUUCAUGGUCUCCCCCAGAUCCCUCUUGCUACAAGUGGAACGUGGAUGCGUCCCUAAAGCUAAGCUGCUCAAAAUCGGCCAUUAGAGGUGUAUUGAGAGACUGUCAUGGCAGGUUUCUUUGCCUCUUUUCAAGCCCUAUUCCUUUUAUGGAAAUAAACCACGCAGAAAUGUUUGCAAUCCAACGAGCCAUCAAAUUAUCCUCGUCCAUUGGUUGUCUAUCAGGCGCAAAAAUGAUGGUGGAAUCGGACUCCCUCAAUGCUGUCAGUUGGUGCAAUGGAAAUGCAGAUGGGCCUUGGAACUUAAACUUCGUCAUUAACUUCAUCCGUAAUGCUAUGAGAUGCGACUCUGGGAUUGAAAUCACAUAUAAAAGCCGUGAAUCAAAUGUGGUUGCGGAUCUUCUGGCAAAACAAGGUCUCUCAAGAGCGGAUGAGUUUGUAGCAUGGCUGUAA